This is a messenger RNA of Trichophyton verrucosum HKI 0517, 1671 nucleotides long. RefSeq lists its product as uncharacterized. The transcript has 3 exons. Bases 1 to 1671 code for a protein of 556 amino acids. Gene Ontology annotation, cellular component: mitochondrion. NCBI's taxonomy places the organism in Eukaryota, Fungi, Ascomycota, Eurotiomycetes, Onygenales, Arthrodermataceae. The record is from RefSeq and is a predicted model, not a curated record.
AUGAAUAUCUUCCGACGGAGUAAAUUAUUGGACAGUGCCCUUGCCUCAUAUGCCGCACCAGUCAAAAUAACACGAAAACUCUUCAUGCGUACCUCUUCAACUCUCGAUACACAACCUCAAAUGACAGCAAAUAACCAAGGAAAUCAAAAUCAUGACCUGCUUUUCCAAUAUACUUCAGGGAGAUGGCUUUGGGGCGAAGAAGAACAGUUGGCAGCUCGCUAUGUGAAGUUCGAUGUUGCAGCUCUUUGCCAGGUGGCAGCAGACUCUGUCGGCUCUUGUUCAUGCACAGAUAUCGCAAAAUUGACAGAAGGAAACUUCAACAAAGUCCUGCUACUUACGAUGGAUGAUGGAAAAGAAGUAAUUGCAAAGAUACCAAACCCCAAUGCUGGGCGUUCGCACUUCGUGACCUCCAGCGAGGUGGCAACGAUGGACUUUGUGAAUGCUAGCAAAAGCAAAGUCGGUGCGGAAUACAUUAUCAUGGAGAAAGCUCCUGGAGCUCAGCUCUCUAAGUUCUGGGAUAAUAUGAACGUUAUCCAAAAGUCGAAAAUUGUGGAAAAUAUUGUACUGUUUGAAAAGUCUCUUGCGUUGAACCCGUUUUCUGCAUACGGCAGCUUGUACUAUUCCGAUUGCGAUACUACAGAAGGCUUUACAGAAAGUGGAUUCACUGUUGGCCCUACCAAUAACCGAAAAUACUUUGAUGACGGAAGACACUCAUUAGCACUAGAUCGCGGGCCAUGGUUCUCGGUAGAGGAUUACAUUGCUGCCAAUGCAAAGAGGGAGCGUGUAUCAAUCACUUCUCUAGGCGCCUCCCCAAGGCUCCAGGGAAUUUUCAAUGGCCCUGGUCUCUAUCAACCAUCACAAAGUGCAAAGCUCCGUGCAUUGGAUCUAUAUUUGUCUAUAUCAAAAUACACUCUCCCCAAAAACAAAGAGACCCAUGAAGGUGUCCCAUGGCACCCUGACCUCCACACAGACAAUAUCUUCGUUGACCCGCAAGAUCCAACCAAGAUAACAUGCUUGAUUGACUGGCAGGCAGUUCAUAUUGCGCCCCUCUUCCUACAGGCUCGUCGGCCUGCAUUUCUAGAUUUCGAUGGCCCUAUCCCAGAAAGGCUUAAGUUCCCUUCCUUGCCAGAAAACUUCGACGAUUUGCAACCUGAGGAGAAACUGAAUGCGAAGAAGCUCAGGGAUGAGCAAGCACUAUACGUCCUCUAUGAAAUUGAGUUGCUGCGGCAAUGCCGAGCCGCAGGGUCAGCAUUACAUGGUCGUGAUACGUUGGUGAGUCGGCUGACAGGUCUUGCUGGAUCACUUUUUACCGAUGGAGAGCCUGUUGUACUUGGCUACCUAAUGCAAGCCGUUGACAGAUGGGGCGAAAUAGUGGGACGGGAUGCCAUUGGAGAUCCAGUUAUCCCCUGUCCUAUUACUUUCACAGAUGCGGAGAGGACUAAGCAACAGAUAGAUCAAGAGAAAUGGAAAAAAGGUGUCGAAUUGAUGGAUGAUGUCGCUCAAUCUUUGGGCGCAUAUAGUGGCUGGGAUGGGUUUGUGAGCCAUGACGACUACGAGGCUAGGAAGCAGCAAGUUAUUGCCUCGCGAGACGCUUUCUUGCAGCGUAUGGCUGGAUCAGACGAAGAAAGAAGAGCGAAGUGGUGCAAAGCAUGGCCGUUUCCUGUAUCCUGA